AUGUCAACCUUCACAAGCGACACGGAUGAGGCGGCUGCGCGGGAGGAGUGGCAGCAACGCCUCGGAAAAGACGCUGCGGUAUGGGAGGAAGGCGCGCUGCGCCACCGGUGGCGAAAGGCGGCGGCCAAACAACGCCACAUCAACAUCAGCGAUAGUGGUAGGUUCACUUUUGCCCCGAAUUUCUCUUUGCACUCACACACGCGCCAAAGCCAUGCCGCUGGGGAUGAGCGGGGCGCAUUGGAAAAGACACGCCGAUUAGUUGAGCGGGACGGUGCCCACACGGUUCUUUACAAUCCUAUCGCAACCGACCCAAAGACAUUUAGCGCGACUUUACAAAAGCUCAAAUGA
This is a messenger RNA of Trypanosoma rangeli, 348 nucleotides long. RefSeq lists its product as uncharacterized. Lineage: Eukaryota; Euglenozoa; Kinetoplastea; Trypanosomatida; Trypanosomatidae. The record is from RefSeq and is a predicted model, not a curated record. Bases 1 to 348 code for a protein of 115 amino acids. The transcript has a single exon.